Phycomyces blakesleeanus NRRL 1555(-) is the source of this 471-nucleotide messenger RNA. RefSeq names its product cytochrome c oxidase subunit 7A COX9. The transcript has 5 exons. NCBI's taxonomy places the organism in Eukaryota, Fungi, Mucoromycota, Mucoromycetes, Mucorales, Phycomycetaceae. The coding region runs from base 1 to 471 and encodes 156 amino acids. The record is from RefSeq and is a predicted model, not a curated record.
AUGUCUCUCGUCAACAGACCCAACACCAUCCUCGCCAAGCAGCAGUACUUCCAGGCUCCUUCCAACACUCUCUUGUUCCUCCGUGGUCCCAGAGAUAAGGUUAUCGUCUACACCACCUUCUUGGUCCUCGGUACCGGUCUUCUCGGCUCCGUCUGGGGUGCUGUCAAGAUGGCUCGCGCUGUGCAGAUUUGCCUGGGAUCCGGUCUUACUACUGCCCUACACAAGCCGAAAACGCCAACGUUUAACCAAAUGUCAAAACAUUAUGUCUAUCUGCCCCACCACCGUCGCUUUCAUUCAAAGACUCUGACUCUUAAUGAAUCCUGCUCCCCUCAUCCAGAGGUCUACCUCAUCAUAUAUCUUUCCAACUGUCUCCCUCGUUUCUUCAAAACACCUGUCAAAUUCUCCUCGAUCUUACAACAAAAGUCCAUGCCAAGAAACAUAUAUGUGACCCUGACCCACAAAACUACUUAG